Molecule: messenger RNA, 3389 nt
Organism: Argiope bruennichi
Lineage: Eukaryota; Metazoa; Arthropoda; Arachnida; Araneae; Araneidae
Product: synaptic vesicle 2-related protein-like
Exons: 15
Coding region: 163-1650 (495 amino acids)
Biological process (GO): transmembrane transport
Cellular component (GO): membrane
Molecular function (GO): transmembrane transporter activity
Source: RefSeq, a predicted model, not a curated record
AAACACUUGUCCUUCUGUCGCACAGAGCGGAACAUUCUUUUUCAAUCUUUUAACGCAUGCGCAUUUGAACUCCGCGCUUCAUUUUAACAGGCGGUGAUCGCUCUCCAUUAUUGGGAUCAUUCGCGAACUGCUUUGGAUCUAGUGAAGAAGGAAUGGUUCAAAAUGGGUGAAGAUUUGGGAUUAAAAACUUUGAAUGGAUGUCAGGAUGAGAAAAAAUUCAGAAAUGGAGCAGAAGCCGGAGGAAAGGAGAAUGACGUUUUAACAUUUACUGUGGAUGAUGCUGUAAACAGAGCUGGUUAUGGAAAAUUCCAAAUACGAUUAUUAAUAUUAGCUGGUAUAGGAUGGAUCGCAGACGCCUGUGAAAUUUUCAUCCUGUCCGUAAUUGGCGAUUUCCUGGCAUGCGACUGGUCAAUGCACAGAUGGCAAAUUGCCUUGUUAACCUCAAUCGUGUUUGUCGGAAUUUCAAUAGGAAGUCCAGUUUUCGGAAUUCUUGCAGACAUUUAUGGAAGGAAAAAGUCUCUGGUGGGAUCUUUGGCCCUCCUGUUCAUCUUCGGAUCUGUGAGUGCUGCCUCCCCUUCUUACAUAUGGAUGGUGGUGUUCAGAGGGUGCAUGGGAUUUGCAGUUGGUGGACUGGCACAGGGAUUGACACUAUGCACCGAAUACUGCCCAACAAACAUGCGAGGAAAGGCCGGCUUGUAUUUGUGUUAUUUUUGGUCAAUUGGAACAGUUGGUGUGACGCUUUUAGCGUGGCUCGUCAUGCAUUACCUGGACGAUUGGCGUGUCUUGUUGAUCAUUGUCGCCCUGCCUUCUCUGGGUGGAGUGGUAGUUUGGAAGUGGUAUCCUGAGAGUGCCAGGUACUACCUAGUCAGCAAUCAACGGGAGCAGGCCAUCAGGGUUCUGCAAGAGAUGGCUGACAUGAAUGGCGUGGACCUGCCCCCCGGUCAAUUGGUGGAAGUCUCAGAUGAACACAAAAGGGGUCAGGUGAAGGACCUCCUCAGCAAAGAAUACAGGCUGUCUUCUAUACUUUUCUGGUAUAUCUGGUUUGCCACGGCUUUCUCAUACUAUGGAAUAGCCCUCGUCAGUCCAAUCAUCAUUCAGGAGGGAUCGCUGUCGGCAAUUAUGAAUAACAAUAACACAGAGGAGGCACAUUUCGGAGACAUGCAAAAUGUUAUGCCCUGCACGGAGUUCACAAGUGCGAACUUCAUCGAUCUUUUGUGGACCAGCGCAGCUGAAUUUCCUGGUUUGAUACUAUUCACCAUAUUGGUAGAGAGGUGCAACCGCAAAGCUCUUCUCAGCACCACUUGCAUCAUCGGCAGCGUCCUCGUCAUGCUUCUUCUGCUGAACACACAGAACAUUAUCACCUUAUCAAUUCUUUUCGCAGCCAGAGGAAUCCUACUAGCAGAUUUUCAGUUGAUUUUCGUUGUCACUUCAGAGACUUAUCCCACAACUAUACGUUCUGUGGGUAUGGGGUUCGGAAGCUCAUUCUGCAGAAUCGGAGGCCUGGUUGUACCGUACGUAGCGCAGGUGCUUGUGGUUGAAAGUCCUGUUGGUGCAAUGUGCCUAAUCGGCGGAGUCUUGUUUUUAGCAGGGGUGGCUUGUAUGUUCCUGCCUUUUGAAACAAGGGGUAUGAACAUGAAAGAGAUCCAGUGAAGUGGCAGGCGGUGUCAGAGAUAUGGCUCGUUAAAACUUCGGGAUUCGACAAGGAAAUGUCUGGAAUCCCGCAGAAUGCUUCGCUGUGGAUCUCGCUUUUAUUGCUUCUUUACGCUAACAUGUGUGAAAGUAACUUAAACUGACAACUUCAAUACCAAAGAAUUUACUCUUGGGAAUCAAAUAUCGGGAACAAAUGUGACUGACUCAAUUCCGCUUUUUCCGAAUGAGAUUUCGGUCUUUUCGGAACGGUUGUGUACAUUUAGUGAAGAAACCUCUUCAUUUUUAAGUAUCACUGAUUAGUGCAUGAAGUAUUAACAUAAGCAGAAUAUACCAGAAACUCACAAGAAAAUGACCAUCUCGAAAGGAACAACAAUUUCUGGUCUUGGAACGUUCUAGGUAUUUAGAACGAUGAAACGAGGAUCAAAACUUGGACAAUGUGCCAAAAUUCAGACAUCUGGUCUCUUAACUCAUGACAGUGCGAAACAGUUUGCUAAGUAUUUUUGUUUAACUGUGUCUCAUAUUUAUAAAAAUGAUGUUUCGCAAUCGAUUUUUCAGUUAUUUCAGAUAUUCAUUAUCUUUCUGAAAUUAUAUUCAAUUUUGUGUUAUAUUUUACUAUUUUUCUAAUGCUAUAUUUUAAUAAUUUCAUUACCACUUAAUUACCACUAAAUCAUUUUACUUUUUUAACAUUUAUCCCGAGUGAGUGGUGCCAAUUAAUAAUAAAUAUGAAAAAAUUUCAUUUUACUCUAUCUUAAUUAACAUUAUGAAUUAUAAAAAAAAAUAAAAGAUGAAAUAAAAGGAGAGAAAGGUAUAUGUUUCAAAACUUGCAUUUAUUAGUGUAUUUAUUAAUGUAUGAUUAAAGAAGACAUUACUUUUUUUUUAAAAUAUGACUAUCAAAAUCAUUGUAAAAGCGUAAAGACUGAAAUUAAUCACCAGAUUAAUCCUGUUGAUUUUAGUUAUAUAUAUAUAUAAACAAAUAUAACUAAAAUCAACAACAUCCGUAAAAAAAAUCCUAAAAUUAAAAUAUUUUCUUAGGCUUUCAAUUAAUUUAGGAUUCUUCAGUAAUUUAGCAUUACGCUUUAACGUUUUUGUUUGUCUUCCAAUUCAGUUUUUGAUUAAGAAAACGCAUUUUAUACCUUUUAAUAUCCUAAUAAAAAGCCUUUUUUAAUUAUUUUUGCUCUUUUGAUAUUCAAAGGAAAUUAUACAAAAAAAUGUAGAUUAUUGUAGAAAGAGAAUUCUUUAAAAGUUCAUUUUUAAAUUCGAAAGCAAAUUAAUCUUUUUUUAAUUCUUAAAAUUUAUUUCAUUCUGAAAUAUAAAAAAAGAAAGCCAAGACAAACCUGGCACAUUUUUAACUCACUGAAAUAGUCUAAAAUCAGGAUUAAUCUGGUUGAUAUAUGACAUUAUUAUUGUAAAAGCUACAAAAAAAUAAAUUUUAAAAAUAAACAAAUAAUUACUUUAUUUCUCUUUUUUUUUUUUAUUCAAAGUGUUUUCUUAUGAUAUUUCAAAUGAAUUCAUAGUAACGGAAGAAUUAAUAUGACUUUGUUCGAAAUUUCAUUGUUCAAGAGUUUCUAGUGUUCAUGUUAAAAAAUAAUUAGAUAAUCGCAUAUUCAAAACAUAAUAUCACUUGGAAAAGAAAGAAGUUACGAUUAUCUGCUUAUUAUCAUUCAUUUUCAAAUGUUGUGUCUGUGGUUGUGAUGUCCAUUCAAUUUCAUUAUUAUAAUAAAAUAUAUCUAUGUCAUGUA